AUGAAGAAUAGCGGCAACCAAGGAAUAUGUGGAAAUAUAAUGUGGUGUCAUUUGGUGGUUUUGUGGAGAUUUACCGUUGGGAGUCGUUUAACCCAAAGAGGCGUUUAAUCACAAACAACCCUACGAGUGUGAAUGCAUAACCAAGCAUUAUAAACAUAGGCCCAAAGUUAAUAAACUCCUGUGUGAAAACAGGCUGAGCUACCUCAUGGUCAGUCUUAGCCAGGGGUAAAUGCAAUUCUAAAACUCCUUUGGUCUGUCUAUAUUUUUAGAGAUUUUUUUGCCAAUAUGUAUCCUUUCUUUGAGACACAAUCUCAUUCUCAGGAACAUAAUAAUGAAAAAUAGGUGUGGCAUGUUGUCAUUGUGAGUAAAUUCGAAAGAGAAAGUAAUGUUUGACAACCAUUUAUUAACAACUCUGUAAUAUCACAAUAUCUCACACCUCUUAUUAUGAUAAAUAUUAUAAAGAGUAUUGUGCUGUAUAUUGCAGAUAAAAGAAAUCCAGUAUGCCAUUCUUUGUCAUGUUAUGACUCAGUCCUGAAAGUUCCUGUUUCAUGUAUCAGAAAAAAUAUAAAUCAUUUAGUUGUGUUUAUGAAGGUCUUGGGUAAUAUUAGAGUAUGUAUGACAAAGAAAGAUUCAAAAUAACAUUAAUGAGUGUGUUAAUGUAGGCUAUAUGAGUGCAUGGAACAUCACACUGACAUAAUUACAUCAUCAUGGGCCUCUGUCCAAGAAGUUUCAAAGGGACCCCUAGCCAGGAAGCAUGUGGACACGUGAGAAGUGUGUGCUCCCAUUAUGGAGCAAUGGGCAGAUUGUUUUCACAGUUCAUAUGGUCAGCAAGGCUGAACCCUUUCAGCAAAUAUUUAGGGGCCCCCGCAUUAAAUAGACUCUCUGCAAAUAUUCAGAUGGCCCAGCAUGCAUAAAGAAUGAAAAAGUAUGACGUUUUCUUUUUGUCAGACUAGCGACAAGAAUGGCCUGAGUGGUAGAGGCAGAGAGACCUGUUAAUUCCACCAGGAGCUGGUUGAGUUUCUCAGCACAAAACAAUCCUCCACAUCUCUGAAUGGUGAUAGAGGCUGAGGAAUGAUAAAUGAUAAACAACAGUGCAUUUGUCAGUCUACUCAAGUAUGCAGAUGACACCACUGUGGUGAGUCUACUCACUGAUGGCAAUGAGUCCAUCUACAGUGGAGAGCCUAACCAGCUGGAUGGAACAUGGAACACAAGCAAAACAGCUGAAGUGGUGUUUGACUUUGGGAAACGCCUCCCCACAACCAGAGGUCGAAAGACGACAUCCCACCAAUCAAGAAGGCACACUAGUGAAUUAUGCCACUUCUAUUCACACCACUUCCAUCCCUAUCUGAUUUGGGUCUGCAACAACCAGACACAGAGGAUCAGAAAAGACCACUACCUGAACAGUUUCUUUCCUCUGGCUGUUGUACUCAGAAAACAGCCUUCUGCCCCACAGACUCUAACAGGACUAUACUCAGCACAUCAAGCCACCACCAAACUGUAAAACUGUUGACUACACAACUGUACUAUACCCAAUGCUUGGCUAAAUCUUUUCUUUUGAUUAUACCUUGUUGUAAUUAUAUUUUUCAUUAUAUUGGAAUGGCCAUAUAACACAUCGAUCACAACUGAACACUUUUAAUAACAGCGGUUGGUUAAAGGAUAAAGUACAUUUACCAAGAUAACACAAACAACACCUGGUGUGAGUUGUUGGUGGGAGGUGUGGAUAAGUAAUGGUUGUGUCUUGAGGCCACUCCCCCCUUUCCACAAACUUUAAAUAGUCUUUAUCAAAACACAACUGCAUACUGUGUCACAAUAAGGAGAGCCAACAUCACUGCUUCCACUCUACAUAAUUCUGACAGUCUGACAUCUCAAUGGGGCAGAAGCAGUCAGGACAGGAAAAGGAGCAUUGGAAAAGGAGCAUUGAAUUCAAUUCUCCCCACCUAUGUGGGUGUCAGUGUCUAGGGCCCCUGUCCUUCCACAAUGGGUCCAUGGGAAGCGGGUUGAGUAUGAGUAUAGAGGGCAGGCAUGUGGAGAGGGACAGGAAAACCUUCCAGAAUGGCUUGGCCUUCAGCAAUCGUCCCAUCAGGGUCCAGGAAAAGAUCCAUCUACGGGUGGAACAAUGUGACCAACACUGGCAAGGAGCUCUACGGUUGGGCUUCACAUCCAGAGAUCCCUCCAUGUCCGAGCCCUUCUUCCCCCCCGCCUUGGCUAUCCCUGACCUUACCGACACCGAUGGGUUCUGGGCAUCCAUUCUGCCCCCUGGUUUUACCAUGCUAGGGGCAGAGCUCAUCUUCUGGGUCACCCACCGAGGGGUGCUGGUGUGUGAGGGGCCAAAUGGUGUGAGGUACAGGCUCCUGAAUGGGGUGGAUGUGAGACGCCCUCUCUGGGCCAUGAUAGAUGUCUACGGGCAGACGAGAGCUGUGCUCCUAUUGGGAUCAGAAAAAAAAGCCUCUCUGCGCCAUAUCCAGAGGAGCUGUCCUGUUCCUCCCCCACCGCCUGCUUCUCAUGGAGACAGCUGCAUGUGUGUUGACAAGGGUCGUCCGUGUCGCAACUCUCUGGACUAUAGGCUCUCUACUGACUGUAUCACCUCCACAGAGGCAGACACUUUUGCGGAACAAGACUCUGAACAAUGUGUAGUAUGUCUAUCUGCAAGAGCUACAGAAGUCCUUCCCUGCUUCCACCGCUGCCUGUGCGCUAGCUGCGUAAUUCCGUUCAAACGCGUGUUCAGAAACUGUCCGCUGUGUCGUCACGUAAUAAGGCCGACUGGACGUUGACGAACAUACGCUUAAUCUGUACAUACGUUUAAUAUAAAAUAUGUUCUGAUGUUUCUAUUUUGUACUGUAUAUUCUGUUACUUGUUACAAGUUCAUGAGGGGCAGCUAUUGCUAUCUCCUCCAAUAGUGGCUGAGUGGCUGAGAAACACUGAGCGAUGAACACAGAAAAUAUCCAGUUUGAAUAAUCUUUCUUUUCUGGUUACUUGACAGUAUAUCAAUAUUGUUCUUUACCGUUCAAGAGGCUUAAGCUUAAACUACUUGAUGAAUAACUUUCCUUGUAUUAAUUGUGUUUAUUUGUUCAUAAAUAAGCAUGAAAUACAUAUGUAAAUAAAGUU
This is a messenger RNA of Esox lucius (northern pike), 3105 nucleotides long. Its product is annotated as E3 ubiquitin-protein ligase NEURL3-like. NCBI's taxonomy places the organism in Eukaryota, Metazoa, Chordata, Actinopteri, Esociformes, Esocidae. Bases 1869 to 2771 code for a protein of 300 amino acids. The record is from RefSeq and is a predicted model, not a curated record. Gene Ontology annotation, molecular function: ubiquitin protein ligase activity. The transcript has 4 exons.